GAAUAGUGUCGCGAAACGUGCCGCCCAGCGAAGAUGGCGGCUGAGCUGCACCCGCGCAGCGGAAAGCUGAUCGGCCUGUCGAAUUCGAACCGAACUGCCCAGCGUAAUCAGCCAGUUCAGGAAUUUAAUCAUGGGUUGGUCUUAAGUCGGGAGCCACUUAAAGAUCGCGAUGUCUUUACUGUUCGAAUCGACAAGAAGGUUAACUCGUGGAGCGGGUCCAUCGAGAUUGGCGUGACGGCGCUGGACCCGGCGGCGCUGGACUUCCCCAGCAGCGCCACAGGACUGAAGGGUGGCUCGUGGAUCGUGUCUGGCUGUUCGGUGCUAAAGGACGGGCGCUCGGUGUUGGAGGAGUACGGCCGCGACUUGGACCAGCUGGCCGAGGGCGACCGCGUGGGCAUCCAGAGGGACGGGCGUGGGCAGCUCCACCUGUGGGUCAACGGGCAGGACUGCGGGCCCGCCGCCUCGGGCCUGCCGCCGCGGCUAUGGGCGGUGGUGGACCUGUACGGCAAGUGCACCCAGGUGACCGUGGUCAGCUGUGAGCCGCCGCCCGACGGAGGAGGGGGGGCAGACGAGGAGGCCAGGGCCGAGAGCGAGGACGGCGUCUGCGCGGAGGAGGACGACGACGACGAAGAGGAGGAGGAGGAGGAAGAGGAGCCGGCGGAGGGCAUCAUCGGGAGGGGGCGUGCUGCCGCGGCACGCCGCAACCAAGACAAUGCGGCCAUCGCAAGUGCUGUGGCGGCGGCAGCAGGAGCUGCAGCCCUGGUGAAUGGGGGCGCAGAGGAAGUGCCUGAACUUUCAAGAAGUCACAGCCGGCCAGACAAGUUCCCCAACAACCUAGACCCAGAGACAGUGCUGACGGAGCACCAGCUGUUCGACGUUUUCAACAACGCCAUCGUCUCGCUGUACCGCUCGGAGGAUGAGAGCGGAGGACACCUAGGCUCUGGGGGGGAGACGGACUCUUCCAGGGGGGCCAUGGACGUGUCCAGGGCUGGGUCCAGCGGGACGGGAUCGGGGCCCGGCGGAGGGGAGAACAGUAGCAGCAGCGGAGGCGGUGGAGGAACUACGCCCAACGGCGAGGGAUCGGGCCACAGUCCCCUGGGCAACGGUGGAGGAGGAAGUGGCGGUGGUGGUGUGACCGGAAUGGGAUCGGGCAGCAUGACGACCAACGACGCGCUGCUCUUCCACGAGAAGUGCGGCACGCUCAUCAAGCUGAGCAACAACCACAAGACGGCGGAGCGGCGACGUCCCCUGGACGAGUUCAACAACGGCGUGGUCAUGACCAAUCGGCCGCUGCGUCACAACGAGAUGUUCGAGAUCCGCAUCGAUAAACUGGUUGAUAAGUGGUCAGGAUCGAUUGAGAUUGGUGUGACGACACACAACCCAAACAACCUGGACUACCCGGCAACUAUGACCAACCUGCGGUCAGGAACGAUAAUGAUGAGUGGCUGUGGGAUUCUGACCAAUGGCAAAGGCACUCGCCGGGAGUACUGUGAAUUCAGCCUGGAUGAGCUACAAGAGGGAGAUCACAUCGGUCUAAUGAGGAAAGCCAGUGGCGCCCUGCACUUCUACAUCAAUGGCAUUGACCAAGGAGUGGCUGCAGCUCAGACGCCAGGUGUCGUUUAUGGGGUCGUCGACCUUUAUGGUAUGGCCGUCAAGGUUACCAUAGUUCACAACCAUAACCAUAGCGACCGUCUCCGGCGGAACAACGCCAUAAUGAGGGCUCUGUCGCCUGAUGUGGGGCGACCACGCCCCUCCCUGUCGUUGACCCCUGACCCUGAAACCCAGGACCGUCUGCUGUUCCACCCCAACUGCGGGCAGAAGGCCGCCAUCAUUGGUGACGGGAGGACAGCUCUGCGUCCUCAUGCGACGGACGACUUCAACCAUGGUGUGGUCCUGAGCAGCCGCCCGCUGCGCUCCAACGAGGUGUUCCAGGUGCGCAUCGACAAGAUGGUGGACAAGUGGGCCGGUUCCAUUGAGAUCGGCGUGACGACGCACAACCCCGCCUACCUGCAGCUACCGUCCACGAUGACCAACCUGCGCUCAGGUGAAACAAGGACGUGGAUGAUGACCGGCAAUGGGGUGAUGCACAACGGAACCACCAUCCUGGACGAAUAUGGGCACAACUUAGACCGGCUCAAAGCGGGUGACACGGUGGGGGUGGUGCGCAAGGAAGACGGUAGUCUGCACUUCUUUGUGAACGGCGUGGCUCAGGGCCCCGCUGCCUGGAAUGUGCCGCCCUGCGUCUACGCCGUGGUCGACCUCUACGGACAAGCCGCCCAGGCCACCAUCAUGGACGACAUGGCUGACCUCCCCCCUCUGCCGGACGACUGCUCAGAGGGCCCCACGGCCAUGUCGCCGGGCAGCCCCUGCUCGGUCGGCGGCGGCAACGCCACCAACGACCUCCGCUUCCACCAGAUGCACGGCACCAACGCGGUCAUCACCAACGGCGGCCGCACGGCACUGCGGCAGAACUGCCGCAGCGAGUUCAACGACGCCAUCGUAAUCUCCAAUAGGUGCCUUCGAGAUGGAGAGCUCUUUGAGAUAGUGAUUCAGAAGAUGGUGGACCGCUGGUCAGGCUCAAUAGAAGCAGGAGUCACGGCGAUCAGGCCAGAGGAGCUGGAGUUUCCCAACACCAUGACAGAUAUAGACUAUGACACAUGGAUGCUCAGUGGCACGGCCAUCAUGCAGGACGGCAACACCAUGCGGAACAACUACGGUUGCGAUCUGGACUCGUUGACCACGGCCUCGCGGAUCGGCAUGAUGCGCUCGGCCACUGGCGACCUGCACUACUACAUCAACGGCGUGGACCAGGGCGUGGCCUGCACAGGGCUGCCCUCAGAGGUGUUUGCGGUGAUUGACCUCUAUGGGCAGUGUGUCCAGGUCUCCAUCACCAGCUCAUCAGGGCCUCUGGACAACAGCCUGUGUACCAGCAAUAUCACAGAAAAGAGCUUCCCCAUCCACUCCCCAGUGGCAGGGGUGGCUCACCGGCUGCACAGCAAGCACGGCAAGAACAUGGUGCUCCUCGGAGACGGCUGCCAGGCACUGCGGGUGGGCAGCUACGCACACGGCGUCGUCUUCAGCGCCAAGGAGCUUAAGACCGACGAGCUGUUUGAGGUGAAGAUCAACGAGGUGGCGGAGCAGUGGGCCGGCUCGCUGCACAUCGGCUUGACCACGCUGCAGCCCGCCGAGCUGCCCUCCUGCCCGCUCAGCGACCUCUCUCCCUCGCUCACGCAGCUCAGGUCGAAGGUCACCUGGCUGCUGGCCGGCUCGGAGGUGCGGCGCAACGGAGUGCUGCAGCGGCAGAACUACGGCUGCUCACUGGACCGGCUCACGGUUGGGAAUCGUGUUGGAGUGAAGAGAUGUAGUGAUGACACCAUGCACAUCUUUAUUGAUGGAGAGGAUAUGGGGCCAGCUGCUACAGCGGUAGCAAAGAAUGUGUACGCGGUGCUGGACCUGUAUGGCAAGGUGACGGCCAUCUCCAUCGUCAGCUCGUCCGCCUCGGAGGACACGGAGAGUGUCAAGGCGCCCUCGCUCUCCUCUGACAGCUGCAGCGAGGGAGAGGAGGACAGCACGCCGUGUGAGGCGGAGCCGACCCAGGUGCCCACCGUCAUGGCCUUCCUGGAGAACCACGGGAAGAACAUCCAGCUGGGCAAUCAGAACCUGACGGCCGCCAGGGUGUCCAGUUACAACCAGGGCCUGCUGGUCACAGCACAGCCCCUGCCUCGGCAACAGCUCUUUCAGUUCCAGAUCGACCGUCUGAAUCCAUCGUGGACGUCGUCUUUGUCGCUGGGUGUUAUUGGUCACUCACCUGACAGGCUCAAUUUCCCUUCCACGGCCUGCUGUCUCAAGCGUUCCGUGUGGUUACUCCAGAGAGAUUCCGUCUUCCACAACUCACUCAAGAUCUGUGAGAACUACGGUCCCAACCUGGACACGUGUCCCGAGGGCACCGUGCUGGGGCUGCUGGUGGACGCCAGCAGUUGCCUGCACCUCUACGUCAACGGCAUGGACCAGGGAGUGGCCGCCCAGGACAUCCCCAGCCCCUGCUACCCCCUCAUCGACCUCUACGGGCAGUGUGAACAGGUCACCAUAGUGACCAAUAACGUGCCGGAGGUGGGAGCCGAGAGCGGGGAGACGCGUUGCCAGGCCGACAUGGAGAAGGCGGACAUGGUUGAUGGGAUCAAAGAGAGUGUGUGCUGGACGCCCCCUCCGGAGGUGAACCCCAACAAGACGUGUGAAUACCAGGCCCUGUGCUCCCGCUUCAAAGACCUGCUCACUCUACCUGACGGCUACUUUAACGAGGAUGCCAAGUAUAACCUGUGUUACUGUGAGUCCUGCCACAAGCUCCGUGGUGACGAGGCGUACUACAAACGUGGGGAGCCGCCCCGGGACUACGCCCUCCCCUUCGGCUGGUGCCGCUUCGCCCUACGGAUCAAGCCACACUGUGAGGUGUCCAACGCCUUUAAGAAGUGGCACAUCGCCUACCACGGCACCAGCGUGGGAGCCCUCCGACGCACACUGGACCUCAGCCAGCUGCUCCCAGCCGAGUCGUCGUCCAUCUUCUCCGUGUCCCCGGUGAAGACGGAGAGCCAGGGCGGCUACGGUGAGCCGGAGGAGAACAGCGCCCCCGAGAGGGAGGUCCCGCGUGUGCAGCUCUCGCCCACCAUGCGCUACUCCGGCCUGGAGAUCUUCGCCCCCAAAGUGCAAUUCCGGGACCCGCGAUCCCACCGCUGCCACCUGGCGCAGGUGGCCUUCCAGGUGUGCGUGCGGCCGGGCUCCUACAAGGUGGGUCCACAGACCCUGGGGCUGAGCGAGCCGCUGGACCCGCGUUUCAGCAACACCGAGAUCGAGUGGGUGACCAAGGAGCGUGGCGGCACACUGCUCUACGGCCUGCUCGUCCGGGUGGAGUGAGGAGAGGACCUGAGGGAAAACAGCCUGAAGGGAGGGGGA
Alosa sapidissima (American shad) is the source of this 4947-nucleotide messenger RNA. RefSeq names its product neuralized E3 ubiquitin protein ligase 4 (gene neurl4). The coding region runs from base 34 to 4908 and encodes 1624 amino acids. The transcript is spliced from 29 exons. The record is from RefSeq and is a predicted model, not a curated record. Gene Ontology annotation, molecular function: ubiquitin protein ligase activity. NCBI's taxonomy places the organism in Eukaryota, Metazoa, Chordata, Actinopteri, Clupeiformes, Clupeidae.